Messenger RNA from Ficedula albicollis (Collared flycatcher), 2026 nucleotides. It is a transcript of the gene PGM2, whose product is annotated as phosphoglucomutase 2. Bases 78 to 1754 code for a protein of 558 amino acids. Gene Ontology annotation, biological process: purine ribonucleoside salvage; carbohydrate metabolic process. Lineage: Eukaryota; Metazoa; Chordata; Aves; Passeriformes; Muscicapidae. The record is from RefSeq and is a predicted model, not a curated record. The transcript has 13 exons. Gene Ontology annotation, molecular function: magnesium ion binding; phosphopentomutase activity.
CAAAAACUUACGCAAUCGUGAAACAAUUGCUUGCGGAAGGAAAUGCCGGAGAACUGCAGAAAUACUUUGGCUCGCGGAUGGAGUUUGGCACAGCAGGGCUCAGAGCUGCCAUGGGAGCAGGGAUUUCCCACAUGAAUGACUUGACUAUUAUCCAGACAACCCAGGGAUUUUGCAGAUACCUUGAGAAGAAUUUCAGUGACCUGAAAAAGAGAGGAGUUGUGAUUGGGUUUGAUGCUCGUGCUCAUCUUUCCAGUGGAGGUAGCAGUAAAAGGUUUGCAAGGCUUGCUGCCAAUACCUUCAUCAGUCAGGGAGUUCCAGUUUAUCUAUUCUCUGAUAUAAUACCAACUCCCUUUGUGCCGUACACAGUAACUCAUCUGAAGCUUUGUGCUGGAAUUAUGGUUACUGCUUCCCAUAAUCCAAAACAAGACAAUGGUUAUAAGGUUUAUUGGGAAAACGGUGCUCAGAUCAUUUCCCCUCAUGACAAAGGAAUUUCUCAGGCUAUUGAGGAGAACCAAGAACCGUGGCCUCAGGCUUGGGAUGACAAACUGAUUGACAGCAGCCCUCUACUUCAUGAUCCAUAUGCCAUGGUCAAUAAGGAGUAUUUCAAAGACAUACAGAAACAGUGCUUUUACAGGAAUAUAAACAAGGAAACAAACCUGAAAUUUGUUCAUACUUCUGUGCAUGGCGUAGGACAUAAAUUUGUGCAGUUGGCAUUCAAGGCAUUUGACCUUAGCCCUCCUUUUGCUGUUCCGGAGCAGAAAGAUCCCGAUCCAGACUUUCCCACAGUGAAGUAUCCAAAUCCUGAAGAAGGCAAAGGUGUUCUGACAUUGUCUUUUGCUUUGGCUGAAAAAGAUGGGGCAAGAAUCAUUUUAGCAAAUGAUCCUGAUGCUGAUCGACUGGCAGUGGCAGAGAAACAAGAGAGUGGUGAAUGGAAAGUGUUUUCUGGAAAUGAACUAGGAGCUCUUUUAGGCUGGUGGAUCUUCACUUGCUGGAAAAAUAACAGUAGGGAUACUCGUGCCAUUAAAGAUGUCUACAUGUUAUCCAGUACUGUUUCUUCCAAAAUCCUGAGAGCAAUUGCACUAAAGGAAGGUUUUCACUUUGAGGAAACACUGACAGGUUUCAAGUGGAUGGGCAACCGUGCCAAACAGCUCAUGGACCAGGGGAAAGCUGUUCUUUUUGCAUUUGAAGAGGCUAUAGGGUAUAUGUGCUGUCCUGCUGUUCUGGACAAAGAUGGUGUCAGUGCUGCUGUUAUAACUGCAGAGAUGGCCAGCUUUUUGGCAACCAGGAAUUUAUCCUUGUCUCAGCAGCUGAAAGCUGUCUAUGAUGAAUAUGGCUUCCAUAUUACCAAAGCUUCGUAUUUCAUCUGCCAUGAUCCUAAAGUUAUUCAACAGCUUUUUGACAACCUUAGAAAUUUUGAUGGAAAAAACACAUACCCAAAAUCUUGUGGUAGAUUUAAAGUUUCUGGAAUAAGGGAUCUAACUACAGGGUAUGAUAGCAGCCAGCCAGAUCAAAAGGCUAUACUUCCUACUAGUAAAAGCAGCCAAAUGAUAACAUUCACUUUUGCUAAUGGAGGAGUGGCCACAAUGAGAACCAGUGGGACAGAACCAAAGAUCAAAUACUAUUCUGAACUUUGUGCACCCCCUGGAAACAGUGAUGUUGAACAGCUGAAGAAGGAACUAGAUGAAUUGGUCAAUGCUCUUGAAAAGCACUUCUUUCAACCAGAAAAAAACAAACUUCAACGAAAGACUGAGUAAAAUUGCAAAAUUACUACCUUGAUUGGCUUUUGCAGCAUUAGAAGUGCAUUUUUUAAGAAGUGUUUUUUAGGACCAAACCCCUGAGAACUCUGACUACAAAGACUUCUGCUUUUAAGAGAUUUUUUUGGGUACUCUUGGCUCUAGUAUCUUACUUUGGAAGGAAAGUGCCUUUACCCUGGAUGGACCAAAAAAACCCAAUCAGUUGAACAAAAGCUUUACGAACUAAAAGUUGACUACAAAUGUAUUUCAAUCAAAACUUGUUUUAAUUAAAU